AUGUUAUCACGCUUACAAAAGCCAUCAUUACGUGAUUUUAUGGUGAUGCAUGCACAAACGCGCGCCCGUUUGUGUUCCGAUCAAGAAAUUUUCGAUCCAUGUAACAAAUUAUUACAAUUAACUUCGUUUGAGAAAGCUACUCUGAUCUCUUGGUCAGCAGAUUACAAUGUAGACAAAGGUCUUAAUUUAUAUAUAUUAUUACAUUAUUUGUCUGCUAUUAAUAACAAUUCAUAUUAUUAUCACUAUGUUAAUAAUGGGAAUCCUGAUGAUAUCUGCAACAUUGUAGGCAGUGGCAAAUCAUCGGCUUUAACACCUCAUAUGGAUGCUCUGGAUCGAACUUUGGCACAGAUGGAUAUUGAUGAAGAAUAUAUCCAGCAUCCGAAUAACAUCAAUGAUUUAUCGUUUGAACAACCAUUCAUCAUUUCAAACGCUACAGCACUUCAUAUCUAUCGAAGUUUGAUCUAUGGCAAUCGUUUAUUGUGUUCGACAGAGUGCAAUACACUCCUGUCUAAUUUAGGUGUUUAUGGUAACCAAUACAAUGAUCCACGUUUUGCUGAAAACGUCAAUAUGCUUAUUCAAAUGUUCGAUGGUACUAAACACCAAAAUCGAUCAACUCUAUCAACAUCAUAUAUUAUCCCAGAAGGACGUCGUGUUUCCAUCAUCGGUGCAAGUGUUGGUGAUUUAUACGCACGUGUAUCACAACAACAUUACGAAAGCAAUGGUAUUAAUGGAGCGCAUAAUCGAUUCACCCAUUAUGCAUGUCCUAUUAUAAAAGCUAUUAAGACCAAUGCUGGUUCGACUGGUGUUAUUUCUAAUAUGGUUCCAUCUCUUCAACAUGUUUAUACAGUUUCCAUACUAAUUGGAAAAAUUGAAUAUGUGGCACGACAAAAUAUAUAUGAUAAAUCCGAAAAAAAACAAAUGAAUAUAUUUAAUGCUGACGUUGAAGAUAAAUGGAAACGAUUGCGACCGAUGGCCAAUCGGGAAUACUGUCAUUCACCAUCACAAAUUAAAGUUGAACUUGAAGAACUUGAAGUCGAUGCUACAUUCGAACAAAGUAAAAGUGCCUUUUAUUACAUGUUUAAUCGAGUCUACAGUCAAUGGCAAGAAGCAACAUUAACAGAAAAACAAGAACAUGAAGCCAUCAUUAAUUUCAAAAAUUCAACUAAAAUUCCCCGUUUCAUAUGUAAUUUUGCUCGCUUUCGAUCAAUUAUGAAUAUUCUGUGGCAUGAUGAUGUAUAUCCAUUUAUUGAAAUAUCAGACGUUGUGAAGCCGCCAUAUCGUGUAUCGACUCACUUUAUUAAAGCUGUCAAAAAUGUUAUCGAUAAAGUAUUUCCAUCAAGUUUACGUAAAACUGAUGGCACCAAAAUUUUGAUUAUUGAAAAAGAUACGGCUAUCAUGGGUGAUUUAUUCUUUAGUCACGUUGAUUAUAUAUCUCGACAACUGUUUGAUCUAUCACCAAUUCAAGAGAAGUUCAAUCCUUCACCAAUAACAUCUCGCUUCUUGAAAAAAUUAUCAGAAAGUCCUGAUGAUGAAUAUUCAAUAUAUGCUGAUGCCUCGAUCAUUAUUUUAUCUAAAUUUAUCUUUUUCUCAGUAUCGACAUUUGUUCAUCGUCGAGAAUUUCAUAAUCGAAGAGAUCGGUUAAACAUUAUAUUAAAAUAUUUGGUUGAUAAUGAAUUGAUAUACGAAGCUUCUAAUAAAAAUCGUUUUACUAAAGGAGCUCAUACAAGUUAUACCAUGAAACCACCAAGUCAAAUCAGAAAAAAUAAUUUAUCAAUGGAAGUACUGGCUAAAUUAAAUUUGAAUAUCAAUGAUUACGAGCAGUUGUGGCAGCAAUGUUAUCUGCCUACACCUGAACUUGCAGCAAAAAUUGAAAAAUCAGCAAUCAAUCAUAUUAAUUUACAUUUAAUUGAUUAUAUUUCAAUUUUACAUCGUUUGGGCGAAGCAAAAGAUCCUGUUGCUCAAGAAAUACUAAAACCUGGUCUGCUUAAUGGUCAUAUUGGUAUUGAUUUUCAUUCGAAUACAUUUUCAUUGUCACCUGAACAUAUUAUUUAUUUUAAUAAUGACGAUGAAAUCAUGAAGCAAUUGAACAGAUUGUGUAUUCGAGCAAACGAUCAAAAUAUUGGUUUAUUGAAUAGCACUACAUCGUCGACGAUUGAAAAUAACGCCUCGAUGGGCAAGAGUUCGCGCGUGAAUAAAUUGUUUAUGCCACUUGUUGAUGAUUAUAAUCAAUUACAAACAAAAAAAACAUCUUUUAUGAAUUCUAGUGAUAUUUUUUCAAAUGAAUAUAAUCAAACAAAUAUAUUACACAAACAAUUUCUAUCAACUAAAGAAAUUGAUUCUACAUUGGUUACAUCUAAUAUCGAUAAUAACGGCAUUGAUGAUUGCAUAUUCGUAUUGGAAAAAAUAAAAACUAGUAAAACAUUUGGAUUUAUACGAAAAAUGAGCUCUGAUAUUCUUCAUUCAGUUUUAGAAAAUGAUGUUAACAAUAUUGACACGUUUCCAAAUGGUCUUACAGCUUUUCGACAAUUGACUAAUAAUAAUAAAGAAAAUCGUACAUUUUUAUUUGUACUUUUUUAA
Messenger RNA from Rotaria sordida, 2577 nucleotides. NCBI's taxonomy places the organism in Eukaryota, Metazoa, Rotifera, Eurotatoria, Philodinida, Philodinidae. The record is from the annotation of a GenBank genome assembly.